AUGGCGAGCCGAAAGUUUGAGUGUUUCUUCGAGCUGCCGGGCGAGUUGAGAGAACAGAUCCUCGCCCACCUUGUCGUCAAGCCCGCCGGCAUCCAUUUAGGCGAGCAUCAGUGUUUCCCCAGGAUCACAGGGCGACACGGAGAUACGGAGUCGGGUGAGGAUGACGUUGGCUCUGACAGUGAUGACGACGAAGAGGACGACGAUAGUGGCCGUCGCAUGGGCUGGCCGGUGAAUUACUUCCUUGUCAGCCAGACAUUUUACAGGGAGGCGUCAAGCUUGUUCUUUGGAGAGAACACAUUUCAUCUUUAUGCGGGUGUACGCAGGUCCGUGCUGUUCGACCCGCUGAACGAGCAGGGUGUCCUGGCGCCGCCACAGCAUCAAUCGUCACGACGGCACGGGCUGGCCGGUCGUGGGAGCGCGGCGCGAUAUCUCCCCUCCCGUAGGCGUGUGAAGCACGCGGUCAUCUACAUACAACGCCUUGGCGGCUCGUUAAGUGACGUUAUCGUCCCUUGUUUACAGGACAUGAUCCUCGUUGGCGGUCUGAGGCAUCUGGAUGUCCGGGUAUCCCACUUGGAGCAGCAGGGCGCAGAUAAGCGGGCAACACUGUGGAAUUCGACGCCGGCGCGUAUCUUGGUGAGACUGCUCUGCGAUCCUGACCUUGAAUUUGCGCGGCUGAGGGCAUAUUUUCCGAUACAGUCCCCGGGCCGCCUCGAGGCUUUGGCUGGCUGGUGUCCUCUUCGCAACGAGCACGCAGCUUGCAAUGACGGUCCAGACACAAGGCAGUGGGUAAUUGUCGAUGUUGAGGAGCUCAGUAGGAGGUACGGAGACGGUGAGGCCAACAUUCGCAAGGCUGUGGAGGAGAGGUCACUGUUGAGAUGGGCUGGGGCGUAA
Molecule: messenger RNA, 891 nt
Organism: Diaporthe amygdali
Lineage: Eukaryota; Fungi; Ascomycota; Sordariomycetes; Diaporthales; Diaporthaceae
Exons: 1
Coding region: 1-891 (296 amino acids)
Source: RefSeq, a predicted model, not a curated record